AAAUAAUAGCUUUCUCCCCUCCAAUUUGUAAAUGAAAAAAACGGAAUAAACAAAAACAGCUUCACGGAUCAGUGAAGUUAUUAACUGACCCUAGGUCAAUAUAUGUAGGUCAACAUACCGGUCGGAUAGUGAAAAAAUAAUGCAGAAACGAGUUGAAGAAUGCUCUUUUUACAGUUUUUUCCCUUUUCCUUUCAUGCAUCAAGCAAGACAAAAAUAAUCUACCUCAGUUGCAGGCAUGGAGAGAGUCAGAGAGCAUUUUUAUUUAUUCGAAUCAGCCUUUCGAAAAUUCAACUUCCGCCGUAAAAGUUCCAGGACUGUUUUGAUCACUAUUUUUCUUCUACUUGUUUACGUGUUGUUACUCAGUAAAAGGAUAUUAUUCCAAGAUGGUAUUGACAGAAAACGAGAAGAUAUAAAAAGAGAAAACGCUAUAGAUUUCGAGAGACUCUUGUACUACGUACAACAUCCGAAGACUUUGUGUUAUACAGCUCUGUCAUUAGGAGGUCAGAAAGAUGAUAAAAACAGACUAGACGGCGAUAAGAUUAUUUGUCAAGAUUUGGGGAUGACUCUGCGACCACCUUGCUUGGUUUACUCCUUUGGUGGAAAUGAUGAAUGGUCGUUUGAGGAGGAAGUGGUAAAAUUCGGAUGUGAAGUUUACACUUUUGAUCCAAGUUUGAAAAUGAGCAGCCACAAACACAAAGCCAACAUAUGGUUCCAUCCUUUUGGAAUAUCUGACUUUAAUGAAGAUAGAUUUCUACGAAAAGAGUUGGUGACAUGGAAGAUGAGAACCCUGGAUGAUAUUAUGGAAUUCCUUGGUCAUCAAAAUCGAACCCUUGAUAUUCUUAAGUUAGACAUCGAAGGCGAUGAGUGGAAGGUUCUGGAAGAUAUGUUGGAAAAGAAAUUAUUCAAGAAAAUAAACCAUCUUUGCGUGGAAGUCCACCUGCAUUCAGGAAACUGGGCUCGCAAGCUUCAGAUUCUUCGGAAGUUGGAAGGGGAAGGCCAAAUGAGAUUUUUCAGCUCAAGAAAGAACCAAGUAACACGUCCCAGACACGUGCCUGGUACCCGUAACAGAACAGAACAAUUAUUUUACGAACUUGCGUGGUUCAGUGAUAAGAACCCUAAUUGAAAAUAUUCGUUGACAGCGCUAUCUUCGAAUCAUUAUUUUGACAACAGCGAGUACCAACGGUUGAGACAAGUACGUGCCAAAGCGGAUGGAUAAGAAAAUCCAACUAAAAAUCAACGACCUGAUCAAGGUCAAUAUCAUGGUCAGUUCUCGUGUAUUUACAGAUUUAGAGAGUA
Messenger RNA from Parasteatoda tepidariorum (common house spider), 1296 nucleotides. Its product is annotated as putative methyltransferase-like protein 24. NCBI's taxonomy places the organism in Eukaryota, Metazoa, Arthropoda, Arachnida, Araneae, Theridiidae. The record is from RefSeq and is a predicted model, not a curated record.